Eremothecium sinecaudum is the source of this 372-nucleotide messenger RNA. It is a transcript of the gene ACP1, whose product is annotated as acyl carrier protein. Gene Ontology annotation, molecular function: acyl carrier activity; acyl binding. Gene Ontology annotation, cellular component: mitochondrion. Lineage: Eukaryota; Fungi; Ascomycota; Saccharomycetes; Saccharomycetales; Saccharomycetaceae. The transcript has a single exon. The record is from RefSeq and is a predicted model, not a curated record. Gene Ontology annotation, biological process: fatty acid biosynthetic process. The coding region runs from base 1 to 372 and encodes 123 amino acids.
AUGUUUAGAUCAGUUUUACGUGUUGCUCCAAGAAGCUUUAAAGUUGCCAGAGUCGGCAGUUCGAUGCCUAUCGCUAAGGCUGCCUUUGCCACUCCAUUCCGUUUUUACUCAGCUUCCUCCUUAAGCAGAGAAGAAAUCACCAAGAGAGUCAUUGAUGUUGUCAGAUCGUUUGACAAGACCGCAGCUGCUAGUGACAUUUCUGCAAACACCACCUUUGCUAAGGAUUUGAACCUUGACUCUUUAGAUACUGUUGAAUUGUUGGUUGCUGUAGAAGAGGAAUUUGACAUUGAAAUCCCAGAUAAGAUUGCUGACGAGCUAACGUCUGUUGGCCAAACCAUUGAGUACAUAGCAUCCAACCCAGAAGUGAGCUAA